AUGCCGCUGUCCCCAGGCGCCGUGACCCCCGUGAAGGACCAGGCCGUCUGCGGGUCCUGCUGGAGCUUCGCCACAACGGGCGCGAUGGAGGGUGCCCUCUUCCUCAAGACCGGCGUGCUGACCCCCCUGUCCCAACAAGUCCUCAUCGACUGCUCCUGGGGCUUCGGGAACUACGCCUGCGAUGGAGGCGAGGAGUGGCGAGCCUACGAGUGGAUCAUGAAGCACGGCGGCAUCGCCAGCACCGAAUCCUAUGGCACCUACCUGGGGCAGAACGGCUUGUGCCACUACAACCAGUCUGAGAUGCUGGCCAAGAUCACGGGCUAUGUCAACGUCACCUCGGGCAACAUCACGGCGGUCAAAGCUGCCAUCUACAAGCACGGCCCCGUGGCUGUCAGCAUUGACGCCUCACACAGGACCUUCUCCUUCUACUCCAACGGCAUCUACUACGAGCCCAAGUGCGCGAACAAGCCAGGAGCGCUGGACCACGCGGUGCUGGCUGUGGGCUACGGGGUCUUGCAGGGAGAGACCUACUGGCUCAUCAAGAACUCCUGGUCCACGUACUGGGGCAACGAUGGCUACAUCCUCAUGGCCAUGAAGGACAACAACUGCGGCGUGGCCACUGAAGCCACCUACCCCAUCCUGGCCUGA
Pelecanus crispus (Dalmatian pelican) is the source of this 648-nucleotide messenger RNA. The record is from RefSeq and is a predicted model, not a curated record. Lineage: Eukaryota; Metazoa; Chordata; Aves; Pelecaniformes; Pelecanidae.